Molecule: messenger RNA, 2415 nt
Organism: Plasmodium fragile
Lineage: Eukaryota; Apicomplexa; Aconoidasida; Haemosporida; Plasmodiidae
Exons: 5
Coding region: 1-2415 (804 amino acids)
Biological process (GO): proteolysis
Cellular component (GO): membrane
Molecular function (GO): serine-type endopeptidase activity
Source: RefSeq, a predicted model, not a curated record
AUGGAAAACAACAAAUCUGGAGAAAAUGCAAAAACUUUUCUGGAGUCCAAGGAUAAGAGAGGGAAAAAGGAUGACGAUGAUGACGACGAUGAUAAAAAAAAGAAACCGGAUAAGGACAAGCAAAACGGAAAUCAUAAAAGUAGCGGUGGAACUGAAAACGGUAGGGGCCAGACGAAUGGUGGAGGCAAAAAUAAUGAUAAAAACGGCGACACAAAAGGAGGUGGAGCCGCGGAAAAUUCCAAUCUCAAUAAUGAUUCUGCCCCUCCGAUAGAUUCCAACGCCCCGAAAAGCCCCAACGUUACGAAGAAGAAGGAGCGCAAAAGCAACAGCAUUUUGCUGAGCGAUACCAGCGCUAAGCGCUCGAAGGACAAGGGGGACAAUGCGCACCACAAGCAUGGGAAUGCGGAUACUGCGGAGAGGAAAAAAAAAGAAGCAAAAAGUGUGAAAUAUGCGAAAGAUGGGGAAAAGGCGAAACAUCAACAUGGAGAGGAAGAAGAGGAAGAUGAGGAUGAUGACGAUGAUGAUGAGGAGGAGGACAGUGAAGAAAGUGACUCUGAAGAAGAAGAGGAUGACGACGACGAUGAUGAUGACGAAGAAAAAAGAAAAAAUAAUGACAUUAAUAAGGAACAGUCUAGAAAAAAAGAACAACAUGAACCAUUUGAACUACUCAAUCUAGACAGCAGCAAGACAAUCCAAUUUUACACUUUACUAAGUGGUAAACAUAAAGAAAAAGAUGAUAACAGUAGCAGUUCAAGGACAGAAAGAUACCGACGUACCAAUUUAAAGAAGGAAAAAAAAUUAAAAAUGAGUCAUACGUAUGAAGAGUUCCUAUGGGAUCAUCAUGAUUACACCUUGUUAAAAGUAAAUUAUAAAAUUAACAAAAAAAGUCAUUACGAUAAGUCGAAAAAAAGAGCACACAUGCCCAUAUUCAUAGGAGAAAAAAAGGAACGUACUUUAAACAAGAGCAGUAUCUGUACAGAUAAUGCAAAGUUUUUAAAUUUCUUAAAGGAUAAUGAAAAGAAUGCCUAUUAUUAUAACAAUCGAAAACGAUACGAGAGUAGAAGAAGAAAGCAAAUAAAAACUAAUAUAAAAAUAAAAGAAAAAAGUGAAACCAAAGAAACGUUAGACAAUUAUAUAAUAAAUGUGAAUGAGAAGAAUAAGUAUAAUGAAAUAAUGUCCAGCGAAAAUAUAGAUAAAUUCACAAUGCCGCAGAAGCAGUAUCCUGCUACCAAAGAAACAGAUGAGGCGUACGUGAGUGAAUUACAAGAUGCUGAACAGAAGGAAGAAAUGAAGGAAGAAGAACGCCAAAAGAAUUACGCAAGUACCGUUGAAGAGGAAAAAAAAAUUAUAAAAGAAAAAAGCAAAGUUAAAUCUUGCUUACGGUGUAACCGAAGAUUUUUUAUAUUUCCACAAAAAACGUUAAGAAGAAGAAAGGAAAAAAUUAUUAUUUUUUUAAAUCAUAAUUAUUCUGCGCGUGAAAAUGGACAAUUUAAUGACCAUUUUUACAAAACCAUUCAUAAAAAUGAUUUGGAUAAUUUAGAAGAAGAAAGAAUUUACAUUGACAAUGAUAACGAAAAUACAAUAAAAAAAAUUAUCUAUAGAAUAUUUCCACAGUUUUCCAUUUUCAGUUUAAUCCUCUUCGUUACUUUCAUCCAAUGGGUAAUAUUCAUUCUCCUUAUAUCCAUCAAAUCUGAUUUUACCUUAACCCCAUCAAAUGAUUCGUUAAAAAAUUUUGGAAGCAAUUUCCCACACAAUAUUUUCAAGAAGGCCGAAUUUUAUCGCCUUUUCACAGCACUAUUUUUACAUUCGAAUUUUAACCACAUUUGUGCAAAUACAUAUGUUCAGUUAACCGUCGGAUUCUUGUUAGAAUAUUUGUAUGGGACAUAUGUUGUUUUUUUAGUAUACGUUUUUACAGGCAUUUAUGGAAUAAUUUUAUCCUCCCCCUUAACGUACUGCUACUCGACCACCGAAAGCAGUAGCAGCUCCUCAGGAAUUAUUGGAAUUUUUUUUUCAGAAAUUUUAAUGAUGACAAAUUUUAAUGUGGAUAAAAUUAGCAUUAGUGUGCAUUUAUUUUGUUUUUUCCUCCUCCUCCUAUUUCUUAAAUUUUCUUUAAACACCGUCAGUAUUAAUAUAUACAGCCACUUUUUUGGUUUCCUUGGAGGCUUUUUAAUCGGCAUAAUUUUAAAGCGUAACCAACUGAAGUACUUUCUGAAAAAUAAUUUACUAAUUCAAAUAUUGUCCCUGGUGUUCCUAAUAAUUAAAAAAUUAACAAUGUGCCUUUUUUAUGCCUUCCUGAAUAGAAUAUGCUUUAAUGUAAACUCCUUAUUUGUAUCUUUGGUAUUUAAAAUAAUGAUUAUUUAUUUAUCAACCUUUUUUGUUUUAACUUUGCAAUCGUUUGCAAGGAGAAAUUUGUAA